AUGGAAAAUCAAAUCGAACCAAUUUCUCUCAUUCUUUCCGAUUCUCCCUCAUCAACACUUCUCAAACAACAUUUUCACUCACAAACUCGAUCCCUCCUCCAAAGAUACAAUCAAAACCGUAAAUAUCUCAAACAAGUAAAAGACAGUGCUGGUCGAUGUUUAGAAUUCUUUCCCGGAACAAUCAAAUCAAGAGAAUUAGCAAUCUAUGGUCUUUCUCAGUGUGGUAGUUAUUUGAGUAAAUGUUCCGAGGUGUUGAGGAAUGAUGAAUUGGUUGUCUCGAUUGCUGUUCGACAGGAUGGUCUCUCACUCCAAUUUGCCAGUGAUUUAUUGAGGAGUAGGAGGGAGAUUGUUAUGCAAGCUGUUCAACAGAAUGGAAUGGCAUUGAAGUAUGUUGAAAAGAAAUCGGAAAUGUUGAAGGAGAGGGAAAUUGUUAUGAAAGCCAUUCUCACUACUCCGAUGGUGUUGAUGGAAUUUAAUGAAAAGGAUUUGAUUUCUGAUAGGGAAAUGGCAUUGACUCUCAUCAGACAAAAUCCUACAAUAUUCAAAUUUCUGAAUAGUCAAUUAAAAUCAGAGAGGGAUAUACAAUUGGAAAUUCUAUCAUUGGAUGGGAAAUAUUUGGAAUUUUUCAAUGAGGACAUGUUAUUGUGUAGUGAUAGGAAAUUGGCAUUCCUUGCUGCAAGAAAUAGUAAAUUGGCUUAUCCUUUCAUUGAGAAAUCACUGAGGGAUGAAAUUGCUUUGGAAAAGGGUGAUUUGACAUUUGUGGAGAAGGUUUCAAGAAUUCAAAUAGGAGAGUAUGCUCUCCUGACAAGCAAUCAAAUUCCAUGUCAGAUUGAAAGUAUUGAAAAGGAUUAUAGUUCAUCAAAGUGUGGGCCUUCAUUCAAAAUUAAUAUUUCAGGAAGAGCUCUAUUUGCUCAAUUAACUAUUAAUAAUUCAAAUCCAAUACAUAUGACCUAUUUUGCCAGUGUCAGUAAUUUAUCUGCACUGGUGUGCCCUUUCGUUUACAGAAUCAAGUGUCAACUAAUUGGAAUUUCAGAAAAUGAGACCCUUCUAAUGAAUAUAAUUUCAAGUGAUUCAAAUGCAAAGCUCUCACAAUUUCACAAAAAUCUCCUACCUGACUCAAUUAUUAAUUGUUUAACAGACUCAAACACAAUUUUAGAAAUUAUUCAAGUAAUGGGUGAGCAAAAGAUUGUGAGCAUUACUCAAAACAAUAUCACCACAUUACUUUCAUAUCAGUAA
Messenger RNA from Naegleria gruberi, 1236 nucleotides. RefSeq lists its product as uncharacterized. The record is from RefSeq and is a predicted model, not a curated record. NCBI's taxonomy places the organism in Eukaryota, Heterolobosea, Eutetramitea, Acrasida, Naegleriidae. The transcript has a single exon. Bases 1 to 1236 code for a protein of 411 amino acids.